This is a messenger RNA of Tachyglossus aculeatus (Australian echidna), 3252 nucleotides long. RefSeq names its product cyclin F (gene CCNF). The record is from RefSeq and is a predicted model, not a curated record. Gene Ontology annotation, molecular function: protein binding; cyclin-dependent protein serine/threonine kinase regulator activity. Gene Ontology annotation, biological process: mitotic cell cycle phase transition; regulation of cyclin-dependent protein serine/threonine kinase activity. Gene Ontology annotation, cellular component: centrosome; cytoplasm; nucleus. Lineage: Eukaryota; Metazoa; Chordata; Mammalia; Monotremata; Tachyglossidae.
AUGAGGGGCGGCGGCACCGGCGGAGGCGGUGGCGUGAUCCACUGCCGGUGUUCCAAGUGUUUCUGUCUCCCUUCAAAGCGAAGGAUUCGCAAGAGACCCCGAGUCUUGACGCUGUUGAGCCUCCCUGAAGAUGUCCUCUUCCAUAUCCUGAAGUGGCUCCCUGCUGAGGACAUCCUGGCCAUCGGGGCGGUGCACCCCCACCUCAAGUAUCUGGUAGACAAUCACGCCAGCGUCUGGGUCAGUGCCAGUUUUCAGGACGCGUGGCCGUCUCCGGACAACUUGAAGCUGUUUGAGAGGGCGGCCGAGAGCGGGAACUUUGAAGCCGCUGUGAAGCUGGGGAUAGCCUACCUCUACAACGAAGGCCUGUCCAUCUCGGACGAGGGCCGGGCCGAGGUGAACGGGCUGAAGGCCUCGCGCUUCUUCAGCCUGGCGGAGCGCCUCAACACCUGGGCCCCGUUCAUCUGGCUGUUCAUCCGCCCGCCCUGGGCCGUCUCAGGGAGCUGCUGCAAGGCCGUGGUCUACGAGAGCCUCAAAGCCGAGUGCCGGUUCCAGAAAGCCCACAAAGGAUCGAUUCUGCACUGCCUGGCUAAAGUCCUGAGCCUUUUUGAGGACGAGGAGAAGAGGAAGGAGGCGCUUGAGAUGUUCGAAGAGUCAGCCCAGCGGGGCUGCUUGGAUAGCUCCUACCUGCUUUGGGAGAGUAACAGGAGGGCUGCCAUGGCGGAUCCCGGCCGGUACCUGCAGAGCCUGCGGAUGCUGCGGGACUACGCGGCCAAAGGCUGUUGGGAAGCCCAGAUGGCCCUGGCCAAGGCUUGCGGCGCCGGCAGCCGGCUGGGAUUGGAGGCGAAGGCAUCGAGCGAGAUGGUGUCCCAGAUCUUUCAGGCUUCCCGUCCCGUCAGCAAGCAGAGCAUCUUCACCGUGCAAAAGGGAAUGAACGAAACCAUGAGGUACAUUCUGAUGGACUGGCUGGUGGAAGUGGCCACCAUGAAGGAGUUCUCCAGCCUCUGCCUGCACAUGACGGUGGACUGCGUGGACCGCUACCUGAAGCGCAGGGCCGUGUCGCGGGCCAAGCUGCAGCUCCUGGGCAUCGCCUGCAUGGUCAUCUGUACCCGCUUCAUCAGCAAGGAGAUCCUGACGAUCCGGGAAGCGGUGUGGCUGACCGACAACACGUACAAAUACGAGGACCUGGUGCGGAUGAUGGGGGAGAUCAUCUCGGCCCUGGAGGGGAAGAUCAGGAUCCCCACCGUGGUGGACUACAAGGACGUGCUGCUGACUCUGGCCCCGCUGGAGCGGAGGACGGGACAUCUGUAUGGCUUCAUCUGCGAGCUGUCCCUGCUCUACACCAGCCUGUCCAGCUACUCCCCCGCCCGCCUGGCGGCCUCCGCCCUCCUACUUGCAAAACUGUUGCACAGGCAAGCCCACCCGUGGACCAGCCAGCUGGGCGAGUGCACGGGCUUCUCUUUCGAGGACCUCAUCCCCUGCGUGCUCAGUCUCCACAAGAAAUGUUUCCAUGACGACGCCCCAAAGGACUACCGACAGGUUUCCCUGACGGCAGUGAAGCAGCGAUUCGAGGAUGAGCGCUACGAGGAAAUCGCUCAAGAAAAGGUGAUGGGCUACAAUCAACUGUGCGCGCUACUGGGCCUCAAGCCAGGGGACCCCGAGACGGUCCAGGCCACCGCCCCCGCCGCCUCGCUCAGCGGCUCCGGGGAGAUCCCCGCCUUCCUCACCUCCCCCUCCGGAAAGAGGACCAAGAGGAGGCGGGAAAACAGCGUCCAGGAGGACCGAGGCAGCUUUGUCACCACGCCCACGGCCGAGCUGUCCAGCCAGGAAGAGACGCUCCUGGGCAACUUCCUGGACUGGAGCCUGGACUACUGCUCGGGCUACGAGGGCGACCAGGAAAGCGAAGGGGAGAAGGAGGGAGACGUGACCACCCCCAGCGGAGUCCUGGAUGUGACGGUAGUGUACCUGGCCCCGGAACAGCACUGCUGCCAGGGGUCCAGCGACGAAGAGAGCCCGGCCGAGGAACGCCGGAGCCCGGGGGGGCCCCGGCAGCAGGCCGCCCGGCCGGACCCCGAAAAGCACUGGCUUCUGUUCCACGACCGCCGGGAGCCGAGAACGGAGGCCACCUCGGGCUACUCGUCCGUCCACAGCGCCAGCCCCGCCUCAUCGGUGGACCGUGGCCGCGAGGCGUCUCCGCCGCCUACCUCAGCGCCGUCCCCCGCUGUGGCACGCAGCCCCCGGGGUCCCCCGCCGCGCCUGCAGCCCCGGCACCCCUUCCCCCUCAGGCCACGUGCCCGGGCUCCCCGGCGGCAGGGGAAGCGCAAAAACGUGGCUGAGCACAGUGAGGAAGGGGAGGCCGCGGGGGGCGAGGAGGAAGAGGAGGAGGAGGAGCAAGAGCGGGAGAUGAACCUGGGCUUCUUGAGCCUGUGAGUCCAGGGAGUCUGCGCCUUCGGAGCGGUGACCGGCGGUUGCUUGCGUUUCCGAAUCACCUUCUCGAGAGGCAAGUCCCGGAGUGAGGGCGAGAAUUACCCCGAGGGGCCCCGCGAGGCCAGCGGCUGCUCGCGUGGCCAUGGCCGGCCCCUUGGCCUUGCCCCGGCUGAGGAAGCCUGACCUCCGCCAGCCGUCCUCGGGCUUCCCCGCGGUCCAGGCCCGGCUCAGCAUCCCCUUCCUGCCCCGCCGGCUGUCGUUAUCGACGAGCUCCGCGCGCUGGACCACGGUCUGUCCCAGUCCUCGGGAUUGGGGGGGAUGUUUUGCCAGCCGCUUCCGCCCUCUGAGAGUCGGAGGGCCGUGGUCCUAGCGGAGAAAGCCUCUGCCCCAGAUGGGGCUCUGGCCACUCGGCCUCUCCCCUCCACGGCCUCCCUGGGGAAAUCUCUGUCUGGGGCGGGUGUGAGGGUAGCUCAUCCGAAGGGGGAUGGAGGGAGAGUCCUGCGGAGCCCUGUGCCCCCCUCAGGGGCAGCUGCUGACACCUUCCUCUUCCAGCCGGCCGGAAAACCCCGGCUCUACGGCUUUCCCGGUUGAGGGACGGUGGCUCGAAAGCUUUCCCCGGGGAGGGCCCCUCGCCCGAUUUUCAAAGAACCAUCUGUGCCUCUGCAUCCCCCACCCGUCACCUUGCUGCUGUUAGGGCCGGGCUGUUCCCUCCCCUCCCACACUCUCGCUCCUUCCCUCAAAAACGAAGGCGAAACCCGCUUCGAAACAAAUUUGUUAGAGCUAGGGGAAGAGUUAUUUUUUAUAUGUGUAUUAUAUACGUGUAUAUAU